Molecule: messenger RNA, 618 nt
Organism: Sphenostylis stenocarpa
Lineage: Eukaryota; Viridiplantae; Streptophyta; Magnoliopsida; Fabales; Fabaceae
Source: the annotation of a GenBank genome assembly
AUGGAAUUCGAGACUUGGAACUGGAUCUUUGACACCAGAGAGUACUGGGCAAGGUUCAAGACUAGGCUCAGGAUCCUUGAUGCUGUUAAGCUAGCUUCACAACUAGGCUCUGGGUGUUUGACACCUGAUGGGGUCGCACCAACUGCUAGAAAUGCCAUCUAUGUUGGAAAACAGAUUUCUGAGGUAACAUCCCUUACGAAUUCCGAUGACGAGUGUCAACCCAAUGCAGCAUUAGUGGAUCACAGAGUUUCAUUUGAGUUACCCGGGGAGGAUGUUGCACGAUGUCUUGCAAAUAAAUCAGGAUCUUCAUUGAUUGGAAACAUCUCAGGUGAGAAGCCUGAACAUUCUACUGGAGAGGGAGAGGAGCAGUGCUGUCGUCACUCUUCUAAUUCUUCUAAAGAAUUUAACUUUGACUGCAGAAAAGGUGUUGUUUCUGAUAAUUCUGCCAAUGCCUCCGAAUGGUGGACUAACAAGAAAAUUGUUGGAAAGGAAGAUAGAUCAAGCAACAGUUCGGCAUUUUUCCCAAUGACUCGACGUGUAAAGAGGGAGGGUAGUUGUAGACGUGUAAAGAGGGAGGGUAGUUGUAGACGUGUAAAGAGGGAGGGUAGUUGUAUAUAG